CCACUUCUUCUCAUUUGACGACGUCCCAGAGAAGCAUUUACUUCACGCGAGUCAAUUCAUUGGAUUAAUUUAGAGGCAAAUUUUUGCAAAGGUCUAACAGACUAUACGAUAAAAUCGUAAAUGGAUUUGUAUUCUUAACUCUUUCAGACAUUACCGCUGUUUGAAAAAAACUGCGAUUUUUCUAUGAGACAUUGAGAUCAUGGGUAUUAGUGACUCCAAGUUUUGCUUUGGUAAAUUAAAGACUAACAAGAUAAGUGCAGGAAUCAAAUCGGAUGCUGAUGCCACUUUGUCCGAAAAACAAAAGGAUCUGCUGGAAAAUUCCUGGAAAUUCUUGAAGGCGGAAAUCAUCAAAAUUGGCGUUGUGACAUUUACGAAUUUAUUUCAAACCCACCCGGAAGUGCAGGAUGCGUUUAUGCCAUUCCAAAAGUUGGCACAGGAAGACAUGGAACACAGCGCCAUCUUGCGGUCACAUGCUCUCCGUGUGAUGGGAACGGUAGAUAAAUGUCUAGCCCGGAUACGGACGCCGGAAAAACUCCAAACUUUAAUGCAUGAGCUAGGGGAGCGGCAUGUCAAUUAUAACGCCAGAUAUGACUUCGUGGACUUGGUAGGAUCCCAAUUUGUGUACGCCAUCAAGCCCCAUCUAGAAGAUGGCUGGAGCAAGGAGUUGGAGGAAGCUUGGCUUCAGUUAUUCCGAGUCAUGUCUUACUACAUGAAAAAGGGUAUGCAAGACGCCAACGUUAUUACUUACUGAAUGACCGCCAGGGGCGUGGUUGACGCUGCAUCCGGCGAACUCGCUGCCUUAGAUAAAUAGAAACCAGACCAAUAACCGUUCCAUCCUUUCGCUGACGUUUGCACGACGAGGCAAUGCUGACAUCGAAUCCGUCUUAACUUUUGUACUGACAAAUCAUCUUUUUGGCCAGUAUUUAUAUUUUAAUUUAAUUUACUUAUUUAUCAACUUUCGCAUUUUUGAUUUAGAACACUGAUUUUUUUGUUAUUCUUGUAUAGUACACUUGACAUUAAUGUCAAUUUGUAUAUAAUUUUUAAUCAAUGAAUUUUGUCUUUGAUGUCAAAUGUGUUCACUCAUGGUUAGAUUUAUCAUAUAGUUGUCAACUUUCAUUCAUUUCAAUUGUUCACGCUUUUGUAUUUUAAUCUAACUAUAUUUGCCUUGUUUAUAGACAUUUCCUACAGACAUCAUCGCACAACCUUAGAGAAUAUUUUUAAGGAUCAAAUGUCUUUAGAAAUGUGUGGGGUUUUUUUUAUAUAGAAGACAAACAAUAUGAACUUCACGUAUUGUAUGUAUAUAUUGCGGAAUUUGAUUUUUCUGGAGUAUGUUCACUCUGUUUAGUGUAUAAAGGUUGUGAAUUGAUUGUUCUAAUAAUAAAAUUGUUUAAAACGUCCUCAAAAUAUGUUCUAAUAUACGAUC
Messenger RNA from Magallana angulata, 1423 nucleotides. RefSeq lists its product as uncharacterized. Bases 200 to 751 code for a protein of 183 amino acids. Gene Ontology annotation, molecular function: oxygen binding; heme binding. Lineage: Eukaryota; Metazoa; Mollusca; Bivalvia; Ostreida; Ostreidae. The record is from RefSeq and is a predicted model, not a curated record. The transcript is spliced from 3 exons.